This is a messenger RNA of Cygnus olor (mute swan), 1305 nucleotides long. RefSeq names its product melatonin receptor 1B (gene MTNR1B). Gene Ontology annotation, molecular function: melatonin receptor activity. The record is from RefSeq and is a predicted model, not a curated record. Bases 70 to 1155 code for a protein of 361 amino acids. NCBI's taxonomy places the organism in Eukaryota, Metazoa, Chordata, Aves, Anseriformes, Anatidae. Gene Ontology annotation, cellular component: membrane. The transcript is spliced from 2 exons. Gene Ontology annotation, biological process: G protein-coupled receptor signaling pathway.
CCGCCGCCCACCCAGUCAGCGGAGGGAGGGCGGCGCGGGACUGGGUGGGUUGUUGCGCGCCGUGCGGCGAUGCUGGAGAAUGGCUCCCUGAGGAACUGCUGCGACCCGGGCGGGAGGGGUCGCUUCGGUUCGGCCGAGCGGGAGGAGGAUGCGGCGGGCUCCCCGCGGCCCGCCUGGGUGGUGUCGGCUCUCUCCAGCGUGCUGAUCUUCACCACAGUGGUGGACAUCUUGGGCAACCUGCUGGUCAUUGUCUCCGUCUUCAAGAACCGCAAGCUCAGGAACUCAGGUAACGCAUUUGUGGUGAGCUUGGCUUUGGCUGAUCUGGUCGUGGCCUUGUAUCCAUACCCUCUGGUGCUCUUAGCUAUUUUCCACAAUGGAUGGACUUUGGGUGAAAUGCACUGUAAAGUGAGUGGUUUUGUGAUGGGACUAAGUGUAAUAGGCUCUAUUUUCAACAUCACUGCAAUUGCAAUAAACCGAUAUUGCUAUAUAUGUCAUAGCUUUGCCUAUGACAAAGUGUAUAGCUGUUGGAACACAAUGCUCUACGUCUCCUUAGUCUGGGUAUUAACAGUAAUUGCAACUGUACCAAAUUUUUUUGUUGGCUCUUUAAAGUAUGAUCCACGCAUCUAUUCAUGCACAUUUGUUCAGACUGCAAGCUCCUACUAUACAAUAGCUGUUGUGGUAAUUCAUUUCAUCGUCCCUAUCACCGUUGUGAGUUUCUGCUACCUUCGAAUCUGGGUUUUAGUGCUUCAAGUUAGAAGACGAGUCAAGUCAGAAACAAAGCUGAGACUGAAGCCAAGUGACUUCAGAAACUUUCUUACCAUGUUUGUGGUUUUUGUGAUUUUUGCCUUUUGCUGGGCACCUCUGAACUUCAUAGGACUGGCUGUAGCCAUCGAUCCUUUGGAAAUGGCACCAAAAGUUCCUGAAUGGUUAUUCAUUAUAAGCUACUUCAUGGCCUAUUUCAACAGCUGCCUUAAUGCAAUAAUAUAUGGACUUCUUAACCAGAAUUUUCGAAAUGAAUACAAACGAAUUUUAAUGUCACUGUGGAUGCCAAGGCUUUUCUUCCAGGACACAUCCAAAGGAGGAACUGAUGGUCAGAAGAGCAAGCCUUCUCCUGCUUUAAAUAACAAUGACCAAAUGAAAACUGAUACUUUGUAAGUGUGUGAUAGUCAAUGCAAGAGUCUGUCAUAGAGAUCUCCAAUAAUAUAGUUGUAAUGUUCUCAUCAUUCUUGCUUUCUUGGGGGCUUUCCAUUUGGAUAGCACUUUGUGACUGUAAUAUUGUCUUCUUGAUAAAGCACAUUGCUCUCA